Aspergillus welwitschiae is the source of this 2240-nucleotide messenger RNA. RefSeq names its product 3-oxoacid CoA-transferase. The record is from RefSeq and is a predicted model, not a curated record. Gene Ontology annotation, biological process: ketone body catabolic process. Lineage: Eukaryota; Fungi; Ascomycota; Eurotiomycetes; Eurotiales; Aspergillaceae. The transcript is spliced from 3 exons. Gene Ontology annotation, molecular function: succinyl-CoA:3-oxo-acid CoA-transferase activity. The coding region runs from base 365 to 1921 and encodes 518 amino acids.
GUUUACUAGUUCGUAGAGAUUAAAUAUCUACAUUCCCAUCAUUGAGGUGCGCGAAAUAGGCUAAGUCAAAGGGUCCAAUCUCCUUAGUACAAGUCAUGUGUGUUGGCAGCACAAGUGCGGGGAGAAUUCCGGGGAAGGCGGCAUGGCGGCUGGUGUUCCGCAACUCCGCAUGUGGCCGUCCUUAUCCAUUCCUCAUAUAACCUGCCCUUCUCCGCUUCCUUCAUGUUCCUCUAAUACCUUCAUUCUUCAGUUUUGUAUCUUGGGGGUGAUUGUCAGCUCUGGACCCCAACGGCCCUCGCGCAAUUUGAUCGCCAUUGUAACUAAUUGAAACUGUAUACAUAUAUACAUCUACUCGAGGUCCAUCAUGCCGUCACAAGUGGCGACAUGUCUGCGCCUUGCGCGGCAGUUCUCCGCUGAUCCUAGCAAGCACCAACGAUUUCUCGCACGUGCUUUCUCCAGCAGUAUUCGACGACCCGAAAUCAACAAGGUUGUCUCCUCCGCAGACCUCGCAAUCAAAGACAUGAAGUCCAACUCGACACUAUUGGCUGGUGGCUUCGGUCUCUCCGGUGUUCCAGACACCCUGAUCAGCGCGGUGCGCGCCAAUCCCUCCAUCACGGGAUUGACAGUUGUCAGUAACAACGCCGGUGUGGACGGAGCGGGUCUCGGUCUCCUUCUCCAGUCCAAGCAGAUCAAGAAGAUGAUUGCUAGUUAUGUGGGCGAGAACAAGACUUUCGAGCGCAUGUACCUGACUGGAGAGAUUGAGCUCGAGUUGACCCCCCAGGGUACCUUGGCGGAACGUUGUCGUGCCGGUGGUGCGGGCAUCCCGGCUUUCUAUACCCCUGCGGCCUGUGGUACCGUUGUGCAGACGGGCGAGUUGCCUCUGAAGCAUAACUCUGAUGGGACUGUUGCGCUCUACAGUGAGCCCAGGGAUGUUAAGGUCUUUGAUAAGAAGAGCUACGUCAUGGAGGAAGCGAUCAAGGGUGACUAUGCGUUUGUGAAGGCCUGGAAGGCCGAUAAGUUGGGCAACUGCCAGUUCCGCUAUGCUGCGGCUAACUUCAAUGGUGCCAUGGGCCGCAAUGCGAAGAUGACGAUCGUCGAGGCGGAGCACAUUGUUGAGCCGGGCGAGAUUGAGCCCGCUGCUAUUCAUCUGCCGGGUAUCUAUGUCAAGAGGGUGAUUCAGAGCACAGCCCCCAAGAACAUUGAGAAGUAUACUUUCGCCAAGGAAGAGGGCGAGGAGGCAGCUGCCCUAGGUAAGGGUGAUACUGCUGCUAAGCGCGAGCGUAUCGUUCGUCGUGCGGCGAAGGAGUUCAAGAACGGGAUGUAUGCGAACUUGGGCAUUGGCAUGCCCAUGCUGGCACCUAACUUUGUCGAUCCCUCUGUGGAAGUCAUGCUGCAGUCUGAGAACGGCAUCCUGGGUCUGGGUCCUUACCCUCAGAAGGGACAGGAGGACGCCGAUCUCAUCAAUGCUGGCAAGGAGACAGUCACGCUGCUGCCUGGAGCUGCUUGCUUCGGUAGUGAUGAAUCCUUCGGUAUGAUCCGUUCGGGACGGAUCGAUCUGACUAUUUUGGGCGCGAUGCAAGUCAGUGCCCGGGGUGACUUGGCAAACUGGAUGCUGCCUGGCAAGAUCAAGGGCUUCGGUGGAGCUAUGGACCUCGUAUCGAACCCCUCCGCCACCAAGGUGGUGGUGACCAUGGAGCACACGGAUAAGAAGGGCGGCCCUAAGAUCGUGAAGCAGUGCGAAUUCCCCUUGACCGGAAAGACUUGCGUCAGCCGGAUCAUCACUGAGCUCUGCGUGUUCGACGUCGACUUCACAAAUGGACUGACACUGGUUGAGCUGGCCGAUGGAGUCACCGUGGAUGAGGUGCGGAGCAAGACGGAGGCACCCUUCAAGGUGGCUGAUGAUGUCAAGCCGAUGCUGUAGAUCAGAUUGACAUGAUAUUCACUGCAGUUCUGUAUAGCCCGGCGUUGUCAUUUCGACAACUGACCUGAUUUCCCAAACACCAUAUAUGCCACGCCAUAACCGAAAAUAAUGCCAUUGAACAGAUACCAAUUUCUUCACCCAAAGUUACACUAUAUAUACAAGGUCGUAAAGUACAAGCCAAGAACCUGAACCAUAUUUUUGUAAUCCAAAGCUUCUCCCAUGCCAUCCCAUAGUACUAAUACAACACCAUAAGUAAGGUGGCCACCAUCACUCUCCCUUCCUCUCCCCCAAGCGCCCUCUGAAUUCCAUAUACAGCCUA